Messenger RNA from Leishmania mexicana MHOM/GT/2001/U1103, 618 nucleotides. RefSeq lists its product as hypothetical. Gene Ontology annotation, molecular function: RNA binding. The transcript has a single exon. Lineage: Eukaryota; Euglenozoa; Kinetoplastea; Trypanosomatida; Trypanosomatidae. The record is from RefSeq and is a predicted model, not a curated record. The coding region runs from base 1 to 618 and encodes 205 amino acids.
AUGCCGCCGCGUCCGUCCCGUGAUGAAUACCGCCGCGUCCGCGAGGGCCGCGAGAAUCGCGACCGCCCCGAAGGCGCUGAGAACGAGGUGCGUGUGACUGCUACCCAUGGCCAGCACAGCUACAUCUCGUACGUCAUCGCCGUGCUGAACGGUGAGGACGGCAAGAUGCGCAACGACACGGUAAAGAUCAGCGGCAUGGGCGGCGCCAUCUACAACGCCGUCAACAUCGCCGAAAUUGUGAAGCGCCGCAUUGCUGGCCUGCACCAGGUCACUGAGCUGGGCUCUGAGCUGGUCCGCGACGAGUAUGAGCCGAUCGACCGCACCCGGAACCCGGAGAACGUCGUGGUGGAGCGCAAGGUUUCCACAAUCCUCAUCACGUUGUCCCGUAACUGCUUGGACAAGUCCAACCCUGGUUAUCAGGAGCCGAUCCCGGAUAGCGAGGUGACGGAGCAGGAGAGGCGCGACCCCAAUAUAAGCCGUCGCGGCGGUCGUGGUGGCAGCCGCGGUGGCCGUGGUGGCAGCCGUGGUGGUCGUGGUGGCAGCCGUGGUGGUCGUGGCGGAGGCCGUGGUGGCCGCGGGGUAGGGGCCAUCGAUCGCCGCGAUGACCGCGAGAACUAG